AAAAACUGCAAAUAAACAUGAGAUUAAUACCAGGCGUUUGUGUAAUAGUGUGUAUCUUCGGCAGAACCUGUUCCCAGAGUUGGCGCAGCGAGGCCUUAGAAAGUAUGGCCCCAGGAGACGAGAACCAGGCCACAGAAGGUAUAGCCCUGGAAGACGAGAACCAGGCCACAAAAGGUAUGGCCCUGGAAGACGAGAACCAGGACACAAAAGGUAUGGCCCUGGAAGACGAGAACCAGGCCACAGAAGGUAUGGCCCUGGAAGACGAGAACCAGGACACAAAAGGUAUGGCCCUGGAAGACGAGAACCAGGCCACAGAAGGUAUGGCCCUGGAAGACGAGAACCAGGCCACAGAAGGUAUGGCCCUGGAAGACGAGAACCAGGCCACAGAAGGUAUGGCCCUGGAAGACGAGAACCAGGCCACAGAAGGUAUGGCCCUGGAAGACGAGAACCAGGCCACAGAAGGUAUGGCCCUGGAAGACACGACCACAGGCGGCACUUCCCUGCCCUCCUGCGGCUCCCACAGGACGUGCGAAAUCGAGGGGAGUUACGGCGAGCCGGAGAACGAAGUCCAUUUGAUUAUCUUCAACACAUCGGACAAUAACAUCGGGGUCAAGUACACUUCCUGGAACACGGUGCUCAUAGGCAAAACGCCAAGGCCCCCGGUACGCAACAACAGCGCCGGCAGGAUCAACAUACUGGAGGUGCUCUUGACGAAUAACAAAAGCGACAACUGCCUGCAGGUGGUGUUGGUGUGUCAGAACGACAAGCUGUGGGUGCUGGAGAUGCCUCCUGUUGCAGGGAGCUUCCCGGCGGUGCUCUACUACCUCACCCCGUCCAAAGACCAAUUCAAGGAUCCUGGUCGUCCUGACGGGCGAAACAACACUUCCGGUAGCACCCAACAAACUAACCGAACCAGUACCCAACCCAGUACCCGGGGCGGUACCCGAGGCGGUACCCGAGGCAGCACCAGAGGCAGCGCCCAAAGCAGACCCCAGCACAUCCAGGUCAAUAUACGCAUUCCGGACCUCACGGGUGAUGGAUCAGACGAUGAUGAUCGCUACUGGGAGGAAAAUGAGUUGGAGCAAAAUGAGUUGGAGGAUAGUCAACCAAAGGGACCAUCCGACGACGAUUAUCCUCCAGAUAAUGCUCUCUCCGAAGCCAUGAAUGCCUUUAUGGGCCUCGACGAGCCGAAGAAUGAUGCCUCAACUGAGGGAGAUGAGUCGGAUGCUUCAACUGAGGGAGACGAGUUCGAGGAUUAUGCCUCAACUGAGGGAAACAAACCCGCAAAUGAUGCCUCAACUGGGGAAGACGAGCUAGAGAAUGAUGCCUCAACUGGGGGAGACGAGCUCGAGAAUGAUGCCUCAACUGGGGAAGACGAGCUAGAGAAUGAUGCCUCAACUGACGGAGACGAGCUCGAGAAUGAUACCUCAACUGGGGGAGACGAGCUAGAGAAUGAUGCCUCGACUGACGGAGACGAGCUAGAGAAUGAUGCCUCGACUGACAGAGACGAGCUCGAGAAUGAUGCCUCAACUGACGGAGACGAGCUCGAGAAUGAUACCUCAACUGGGGGAGACGAGCUAGAGAAUGAUGCCUCGACUGACGGAGACGAGCUAGAGAAUGAUGCCUCGACUGACGGAGACGAGCUAGAGAAUGAUGCCUCAACUGGGGAAGACGAGCUCAAGAAUGAUGCCUCAACUGGGGGAGACGAGCUCGAGGAUGAUGCCCCAUCGAAGGAGACGAGUUCGACUAUGAAUUAAAAAUAUAAUGCGACUUCGAAGGUUAUACCUAUACGAAAGGAGACGAGCCCGAAGAGGAAAUCUGGACGGAGGACACGCGUUCGAGGACGCGUUCGAGGACGAGUUCGAGGAUGAGUUCGAAGAUGACUCGAGUCAUCCUCGUUGUGGUUUAACAGUUUUCUCUCUCUCUUUUUUUU
Procambarus clarkii (red swamp crayfish) is the source of this 1933-nucleotide messenger RNA. Lineage: Eukaryota; Metazoa; Arthropoda; Malacostraca; Decapoda; Cambaridae. The record is from RefSeq and is a predicted model, not a curated record.